Molecule: messenger RNA, 506 nt
Organism: Hibiscus syriacus
Lineage: Eukaryota; Viridiplantae; Streptophyta; Magnoliopsida; Malvales; Malvaceae
Product: sucrose transport protein SUC3-like
Exons: 7
Coding region: 4-462 (152 amino acids)
Cellular component (GO): membrane
Molecular function (GO): sucrose:proton symporter activity
Source: RefSeq, a predicted model, not a curated record
UUCAUGCAGACACUUGGAAUAGAGCAUGCUUUUUCUUCAUUUAUUUUGCUCUGCGGUCCAAUAACUGGUUUGGUGGUUCAACCUUGUGUUGGUGUUUGGAGUGAUAAAUGCACAUCAAAGUAUGGAAGGAGACGGCCUUUUAUCCUUGCUGGAUCACUCAUGAUCUCUGUUGCUGUGAUAGUAAUCGGGGUUUCUGCAGAUGUUGGAUACAUUUUAGGUGAUACAACAGAUCAUUGCUGUACAUUCAAAGGUACACGAACAAGGGCGGCUUUUGUCUUUGUUAUUGGAUUCUGGAUGUUGGAUCUUGCCAACAAUACAGUGCAGGGACCAGCUUGUGCCCUUCUGGCAGAUCUAUCAGGUCCUGAUCAACACAAUUCUUCUAAUGCUAUAUUUUGUUUAUGGAUGGCUGUUGGAAACAUCUUGGGAUUUUCAGCUGGUGCUAGUUGGAGUUGGCAUAGAUGAUUUCCUUUCUUGUAAAGUAGAGCUUGCUAUGAAGCCUGUGCCAA